Caenorhabditis remanei is the source of this 615-nucleotide messenger RNA. RefSeq lists its product as uncharacterized. The transcript is spliced from 2 exons. The record is from RefSeq and is a predicted model, not a curated record. The coding region runs from base 1 to 615 and encodes 204 amino acids. Lineage: Eukaryota; Metazoa; Nematoda; Chromadorea; Rhabditida; Rhabditidae.
AUGAUUUGUCUUAACGAAGAACAACGAGCGGAUCCACGAUAUCUUGUUGGAUUCUUAUCAUUAAUUUUAAUUAUCUGUGGAAUGAUAAUGACCAGUGCAUUUGUAAUUAACAGAGUGUUUUUCCAACCUAAAUAUGAGUCAUCGCUUCCUCCCCUUCCAUUUGACUACGGGGAGUUCCAGCAGGAGAAGGAAAGAAUGAUUGCGGAGGCCAAACUGGAACACGCUAGGAUUGCCACAGACCCCAAACUACAAGAGGCAAGAAAAACUCUACUCAAAAGCUUUGAGACACUACCGAAAAACCUCUGGGACAAAUUCACACCAGAUCUCACAAGAUUCCAAGGAUAUCAAGAGUACCUCGCGAAGUUCCCUAACACCACGGGAACUUAUUUUGAAUUGUAUCUAUAUGGUUCACCAAGAUUGGAACGGAUUGAUAACAACCUGAAACAGGUGAAAAUUGUUUAUGAGACCAGAGGGGACUAUUAUACUCCAGCAUGCACUCUCUUUUCCGUUAUGUUAAAUGGCGGAGAUUUGUAUUUCACUUGUAAUUACGGCGGAGUUAAUGCCACAUUUGUGUACUAUAUUCCUGCGAAAUUUGUAUUGGAUCUUGUUAAAUAA